UGGCACAGAAAGUGACUCCCCAUCACUUUGCUCAGAGAAGUGGAAGUGGGGGGACAGGUCCCAACUGGGCCCCAGAGGCUAUAAGAACAGGAGGGGCCCUGGCCCCAGAGUCUGUGCUGGGACAGUCAGAUGGGUCACUGGAUAUUGGGGCCAGCUUUCUAGAGGCAUCCUUUGAGCUGAGGUACCGCGUCCCCCACCCCCCAGCUUGGGGCAGGACUCAGGAAAGGAGGGCAAAGCUGGAGACCAGGCAGAACCUCAUCGCUGAAAGCCUUGAAUGCCAAGGGAAGGAGACUGGGCUUUAUCAGGAACAGUGCAGCCGUGGAAAGACUUGAGGAGGAUCUGGCAUGGGCACUUCCUGGGUCACAGUUAGACACUGGGGAGGGAUGACACAGGCAGGCACUGACCAGCUCAGCUUCAAUGAUAAGGGACAGUACAGCUCUGGGAAGACUAGAACGGCAGGGGCAGCCCUGAAGUCUUCUUGGAGGAAAGGGAAUACAGGCCAGGGGCCCGGCGGGCUUCACGGGGCGGGAAGAAGGACUGGGGCCAGACGCUCGUGGUGGAAGGAAAGGAGGGGGUGUGGCUCUGGAGGAGGCCCGACGGACUCGAGCCGGGAAGAGCGCGCUGAGGGCCGUGGACGAGGAUGCGGUACGGUCCAGCCGGUUGCGGCCUCGUCCUACCACGGGCAUCGGCCGGGCUCUCAGGCCGGCUCCUCCGAUCCCCGAUCCCCGAUCCCCGGGCCCACUCCGGGCCUCGGUUUCCCCGCGCGGCGGGGCGGGGCGGGGACAGCGCGGGUCUCGAAGCCGCCUGCAGGGGGCGCCGGUGAGCGGCGCGACAGGAGCCCGAGCCCGAGCCCGAGACGCCGCGGAGACAGCGGGAGCCGGCGCGCGAGCUGCAGGAAGCUCGAUCUGCCCGGCAGGGCUUUUGAAGCCGCCUCUGAAGGGGACUUUGAGCUGCAAGGAUAUGCCUUUGAGGCAGCAAAGGAGCAACUGAGGCCACCUCGGACCAUGCGUGUGGGACUUGUUCAGAACAGAACUCCCCUGCCUGCCGAUGCCCCUGUGGCAAAACAGGUCACUGCCCUUCACAGACGCAUAGAAGCCAUCGCAGAGGUGGCUGCAAUGUGUGGAGUGAACAUCAUCUGUUUCCAGGAAGCAUGGACUAUGCCCUUUGCUUUCUGUACGAGAGAGAAGCUCCCUUGGACGGAAUUUGCUGAGUCAGCAGAGGAUGGACCCACCACCAGAUUCUGUCAGAAGCUGGCAAAGAAGCAUGACAUGGUGGUGGUAUCCCCCAUCCUGGAACGAGACAGAGAGCAUGGGGACAUUUUGUGGAACACAGCUGUGGUGAUCUCCAAUUCUGGAGCUGUCCUGGGAAAGACCAGGAAAAACCACAUCCCCAGAGUGGGUGACUUCAAUGAGUCAACUUACUACAUGGAGGGAAACCUCGGACACCCCGUGUUCCAGACUCAGUUCGGGAGGAUUGCGGUGAACAUUUGCUAUGGGCGGCACCACCCUCUCAACUGGCUCAUGUACAGCAUCAACGGGGCUGAGAUCAUCUUCAACCCCUCAGCCACCAUCGGAGCACUCAGUGAGUCCCUGUGGCCAAUUGAGGCCAGAAACGCAGCCAUUGCAAAUCACUGCUUCACCUGUGCUAUCAACCGCGUGGGCCAGGAGCACUUCCCGAAUGAGUUUACCUCUGGAGAUGGGAAGAAAGCUCACCAGGACUUCGGCUACUUUUAUGGCUCGAGCUACGUGGCAGGCCCGGACAGCAGCCGCACCCCUGGUCUCUCCCGCAAUCGGGAGGGGCUGCUGGUUGCUGAGAUUGACCUGAACCUCUGCCGGCAGGUAAAUGACAUCUGGAACUUCAAGAUGACGGGCAGAUAUGAGAUGUACGUUCGGGAACUUGCCGAAGCCAUCAAACCCAACUACAGCCCCAAUAUUGUGAAAGAGUAGCUGGAUGUCAGUCCCUGCCUACCAAGGAGGGGACCUCUGCCCCUAGCAGCUCAUCAAGUACAGCAGGCUUUUACACUUUCAAGUUCUCCCUCAUGAUGCCCUGAUAACAUUGCUGUACAGAUUGGUUUUAAAAUGCCCAGGCAGGGAGGGUAGAUUGAAGAGUGACUGCUUAAUGAAUAUGAGGUUUCCUUCCUGGGUGAUGAAAUGUUUUGGGGCUACACAGAGGUGAUGGUUACACUUCUAAUGUACUAAAUGUACAUGAAUGUACUAAAUGCCAUUGAAUUGUAUACUUUAAAAUGGCUAAUUCUGUGUUAUAUGAAUUUUACCUAAUUUUAAAAAAUCCCAGGCAUUGCUUGUGCAGGUUGACUUGCAUUUAAACACAUGGGAUGCCCCAGUCCUGAGGUUCCUCACCUCCUCUGUUUAGACUGUCAGCAACCUGAGGGUAAGGGUGGGAGUGUAUGUCCAAGGGAAAAGCCAAGGCUGAUCCAGAGUCCUUGAAUUAUCGGGUGGUUGUGGGCAGGGGAGACGGUCAUUAGAUGUGUCCACUUGGCCAGGCUGCAGUCUCCAGAUAUUCAAUCAGACUCUAAUCUGGGUGUUGCUGUGAAGGUAUUUUGUCGACGUCAUUAAAGUCUGUGACCAGUUAACUAAGCAAGUGAGAUUAUCCUAGAUAAUCCUGAUAGGCCUGCUUCAGUCAGUCAAAAGGCCUUCAGAGGAGAGCUGAGGCUUCCCCAGUGAAAAAGAAAUUCUGCCUGUGGACAGCAGCUUCCUUCCCAGGCCUGUUUGAGUUCCAGUUUGUCCUUCCUGGUGGCCUGCCCUACAGAUUUCAGACUUGUCUGUCCAGCCCCCACAAUCACUUAAGUCAAUGCCUUGCAAUAAAUCUCUUUCAAUAUA
Messenger RNA from Lynx canadensis (Canada lynx), 2837 nucleotides. RefSeq names its product beta-ureidopropionase 1 (gene UPB1). Gene Ontology annotation, molecular function: beta-ureidopropionase activity. The record is from RefSeq and is a predicted model, not a curated record. The transcript is spliced from 10 exons. The coding region runs from base 345 to 1946 and encodes 533 amino acids. Lineage: Eukaryota; Metazoa; Chordata; Mammalia; Carnivora; Felidae.